Molecule: messenger RNA, 989 nt
Organism: Dipodomys spectabilis (banner-tailed kangaroo rat)
Lineage: Eukaryota; Metazoa; Chordata; Mammalia; Rodentia; Heteromyidae
Gene: Mphosph6
Product: M-phase phosphoprotein 6
Exons: 5
Coding region: 56-541 (161 amino acids)
Biological process (GO): maturation of 5.8S rRNA
Source: RefSeq, a predicted model, not a curated record
CGCGCGCGGUAGCACGCAUGCGCGCCAGGGUUUCGUGGCCGGAUCUAGAGCCAGCAUGGCGUCUGAACGCAAGACCAAGUUGUCCAAGAACCUGCUGCGCAUGAAGUUCAUGCAAAGGGGACUGGACUCAGAAACAAAGAAACAACUAGAAGAGGAAGAAAAGAAGAUCAUUAGUGAAGAACACUGGUAUUUGGAUUUGCCAGAGCUUAAAGAGAAAGAGAGUUUCAUAAUAGAAGAGCAGAGUUUCUUGUCAUGUGAAGAUCUUCUCUAUGGAAGAAUGUCAUUCAGAGGAUUCAAUCCUGAAGUUGAGAAAUUAAUGCUUCAGAUGAAUGCAAAGAACAAAGCAGAUGAGGAAGAGGAAGAGGAAACAGUCGAGCUUGAUGUGUCCGAUGAAGAAAUGGCCAGAAGAUAUGAAACAUUGGUGGGGACAAUUGGAAAAAAAUUUGCUAAGAAGCGGGAUCGUGCCAAUUUUGAAGAAGAUGAAAAUGGAAACAUAAAACCAAGAAAAGCAAAGAAGAUGUUCUUAAAGCCCCAAGACUAAACUAAAUGCUUUAAAGUAGGGUCCCGGGAUGCUGUAGAAGCAGCAUAUUUUGGAACUCAACCAAUAGUCUAUAGUUCAUAUUGUAAUGUGUUUAUUUGUAAAGAAAUGUAUAAUUUCUGAGACAUGCUGUUUUUGAAACAGAUGUGUGAUGGGUGUUAUACAUCCUUUCCUAGUGGUUUUCAUCAGCAGUGAAAUUUCAGCCCUUGAUCUUUAAGUGUACAUACAUACAAAACAUUGCUUUCCUAAAGAUUUUUUACCUUUUUAUAUAUAUGUAUAGUUCUUCUGUCACUAUCUCAGAUUGACUCAUAUAAUUGAAAGUAAAGUUUACAUUUUACUCUUAAAUUAAUAAUCAUGUCAAGCCAGUUCAUAUAUCCAUUUGGGAACCAGAUGUCAUGAGAAUUUGUUAUAUGUAAAUUUAUAUAAUAAACAUGCCUCCUCUCCAAUUUGA